AUGGACGUGGACGACGUGGACACACCUGGAGAAGACGCUCGUGUACGGUGGCCGAGAAGAAAAUACACAGAACUGUAUGCACCCAUUAUAGUAGAGGAUUCAGAGACCUCCGGAGACAGUGAUGCUGUCACUCAUGAUAAUUCAGAGGAUCCAGAGAUAGAACAGAGAUCCAUUUCAGAAGUGAUUGCAAACCUGGCACUCCUGAUUGAUCGCCAUGCAGUCAGCAGAUUUCACAUUUGCCGCUCUGACAUCUGGGAUGGUGCCGUCAGAGGAUUCAAAAGAGGAACAUUCUCUGAAAAGAAGGACCUCCUAGUAAAGUUUUCUGAUGAUGCAGGCAUGUUUGAGGAAGGUAUUGAUACAGGUGGCCCAAAAAGAGAAUUCCUCUCACUCCUGAUGAAAAGCCUGAACAAACGACCCAUAUUUGAUGGACCUGCAGAGAGCCGCUACCUUGUCUACAACUCAACAGCAAUCAGAGAGGAUGAAUAUAGUUUGGCAGGAAAGAUGAUUGCUGUAUCCAUAGUACAUGGAGGACCUGGUCCAAAUUUCCUCUCAAAGGAUCUGGUCAGCUACAUCUCAGGGCAGUCCAGUUUCAACUCAUCUAUAGGAGACAUUACAGAUGAGGAAAUAGGGAAAGUGUUACGAAAGAUACACAAUGAAUCCUCAUUGGAGACCCUGCGAGACCUAAUGAUACAGAACAGCACCAUGUUGCAGACAGCAGGGUGCUUCAAACAUGUAAGGUCAGUGGAGGAAAAGCAGUCGAUUGUAAAGGAGUACCUCAGGUGGUACAUCAUUGACAGAAACCACAGUGCAAUCGAAAGAUUCAAGGAUGGGCUUUCCAGCUUGCAGGUGUUAACAGUGCUGCAGCAGCAUCCUGAAGUCCUGACACCUGUUCUCUGCCUGUCAGAUAAAAAGUUAUCUGCUACGGACAUUGAGAAUAUCUUCCGACCAGAGCUAAGUCUGCGUAGCAACAAGAGGCUACAGGAGGAAAAAACACUAUCUUUCUGGGCAGACUACCUUCUUGAUUGUGAAGAAAGUCAAAGUGAAGUAACCCUGGAGGAGGUCUUCAUGUUUGCUACAGGUGUACCAUGCAUACCUCCUGCUGGUAUGGGAACCUCAGCCACGCCUGCACUUCCUCCGCCAGUCCAGCUUCUCUAUGGCAAAUACAUGUGCCAAUACUUUAAUGUUGCCACUCCUGGAAAACUACAACACCUUUAA
Molecule: messenger RNA, 1215 nt
Organism: Perca fluviatilis (European perch)
Lineage: Eukaryota; Metazoa; Chordata; Actinopteri; Perciformes; Percidae
Product: G2/M phase-specific E3 ubiquitin-protein ligase-like
Exons: 7
Coding region: 1-1215 (404 amino acids)
Cellular component (GO): nucleus
Molecular function (GO): ubiquitin-protein transferase activity
Source: RefSeq, a predicted model, not a curated record